AUGGAUUCAUCAAGCCAUGAAUCCAUAUGGGUGCUUCUCCAUAAUGGGUCGCCAUUUACCGUUGGGCCCUGCGACACCCACAGAGAGGAAACCACCCACCCAGAGCCAGUGCACAUCUCACCCGCCCAGCCUGAGAACCUCAACGCCGUACUUGAGCCAACUGUCAGGUCAGACACCAGAUCCGUUUAUGGCCAUCCAGGGCUGAUUUCCAGCGUGUCCGAAAUCCCGCUGAUGUCUAUACGUGCUGCCAAGUGGGGCAUCAUUCCGGUGUCACGCUCCACCGUGACUAGCCUUCGCUGCUGGUCCCGCCCAGCACAGAUCCUGAGCCCAUCCAGCACAGUGCUUCACGUCAGCCCCGACGAGCCAGAGCUUCGCGUCAGCCACGACGAGCCAGAGCUUUGUGUCAACCACGACGAGCCAGAGCUUCGCGUCAGCCACGACGAGCCAGAGCUUCGUGUCAGCCACGGCGAGCCAGAGCUUCACGUCAUCCACGACGAGCCAGAGCUUCGCGUCAGCCACGACGAGCCAGAGCUUCGCGUCAGCCACGACGAGCCAGAGCUUCGCGUCAGCCACGACGAGCCAGAGCUUCGCGUCAGCCAUGACGAGCCAGAGCUUCGCGUCAACCAGAUCGAGCCGGAGACCGUCCAGCCGGAGACCGUGCCAGCCAGAGACAGCCCAGACAAUGCUCCAUGCCACACAGCCAUAUCAAUCAAGGUGUGGAUGGAGGACCACCAGAUCAAGACCCUGUCAUGGCCAGCCCAAUCUCCAGGCCUGAACCCCAUUGAAAACCUCUGGAAUGUGAUCAAGAGGAAUAUGGAUGGGCAUGGCACCGGCUGCCUGCGCUCCUAUUCGUUGCCGGUGAAGUCUGUGUGCGAUUGGGUCCUGGAAGGGAGUGGGAGGGGCAUUCUCUCUUUCCUCUCUGUGCUGGAGCGUGUGUGGAUAGAGAAAGACAGAGGACUAGUGCUUCAUAUCCCCCCUCUGGCCUCCCCGUCUCCCUGCUCCCUGUCACUCCAUCCUUCCUUCCUCCCUCCCGGACCACCCGUCAGCGGCUGGAUCAACCCGCCCGGACCCUCCUCCCACAACCCCUUUGACUAUCCUCACUUCACCGUCCCAUCUUGUGAACUGUGUGCAGCUUUCAAGUUUUCCCUUCUGGCAGUUCCUCUCAGAGGGAAGCGUGCAAAGAGAGAUGAGGGAUUAGAAUCUAGAAUUUAUGCAUGUUUUCCAUUCAACCCUCAGAAUCUGCAGGGAUCAGGUGAUUAUGGAGCAAGUGGAGAUGGAGACAGACCACCAUCAGUCCAGCUGACACCUCCCUCCUCUCGGCCGAUCCAGCAGCCACCGGUGACCAGCAGUGAGAAGCAGCAGACAGGUUAUGUUGGUGCAAGAGGAGAGAAAGGAGAAAGAGGAGAGAAGGGUUCCAAAGGUGACAGGGGCCUUACGGGGCCAAAGGGCGAUUCAGGAACUGUGUCUGGUGGCAGUGCAAAAGGAGACAAGGGUACCGUAGGAGAGAAAGGAAUGAAGGGCAAUGCUGGUUUUGGUUAUCCUGGAUCAAAGGGUGACCGUGGUCCCGCUGGACCUCCAGGGCCUCCCGGUCCCCCCGGGCCCAGUGCAGAGGUAGAGGUGAGAGGAGAUGGGUCUGUUGUUCAAAAAGUGACGGGACCAAGAGGACCACCUGGACCUCCAGGACCCGCAGGCCCUGCUGGAAAUGAUGGGGAGCCGGGUGACCCUGGUGAAGAUGGAAAAGCUGGUCAAGUUGGACCUCCCGGUUUUCCUGGGACUCCUGGAAUCAAAGGAGACAAAGGAGACCGAGGUGAAAGUCAGCCAGGACCCCGUGGGCCUCCAGGGCCUCCUGGCCCACCAGGACCCAUCUCUCGCUCUGAUAGGCCUACAUUUGUGGACAUGGAGGGCUCUGGAUUUGAUAUGGACAGUGUGCGAGCAAUGCCCGGUUUGCCUGGCCUACCUGGUCCUCCUGGUCCCCCCGGCCCGCCUGGCCUUCCAUCUUCAGGCUCUGGUGGUUUUGGGCCUCCUGGUCCUCCUGGGCAAAAUGGAGCUCCAGGUCAACCGGGACUUCCAGGUCCACCAGGUACUGAUGGAAAACCAGGCUCACCUGGCCCAAUAGGAGAGAAGGGUGAUGCCGGUGAGCUGGGCCUACCUGGACCUGUGGGAGAGAAGGGCGCCACGGGUCCUGCCGGUUCCCCUGGUCUCCCUGGGCAGGGUGGGCUUGCUGGUCUUCCAGGACCAAUGGGACCCGUUGGACCACCAGGACCACCUGGUCCACCUGGCCCAAGAUAUCACGUUGGAUUUGAUGACAUGGAGGGCUCUGGUAUUCACUUCAGUUCAGUCCCUGGGGUAAGAGGACCAGUUGGAAUUCAGGGUCCUCCUGGUAUCCCAGGACCACAAGGUAUCCCAGGAUAUCCUGGUGUGAAAGGUAGCGAAGGACUUCAGGGACAAGAUGGCCGCCCUGGUUUGGAUGGCUUCCCUGGACCACAGGGACCAAAGGGCGACAGGGGAGACAGAGGCGAGAGGGGUGAACCUGGACGAGAUGGAACUAGUUUUCCAGGUCCACCCGGCCCCCCUGGACAACCUGGACAAAUUAUUUAUCGUUAUGCUGAAAAUUAUGAUGAAACUGGAGGAGUAGGGCCUCAGGGUGGGAGUGGUGUUCCUGGUCAAGCAGGAUUCCCAGGCCCAAUGGGACCGAAAGGUGAUAGAGGAGAGCCUGGUUUACCAGGCUAUGCCAUUAAGGGAGAAAAAGGAGAACCUGGACUUAUUCUUGGACCUGAUGGAAACCCACUUUACCAUGGUGGAUUGGUAGGCCAAAAGGGUGAGAAAGGGAAUUUUGGACCAGUCGGACCUCCUGGUCCAGCUGGACCUGCUGGUUUGAAAGGUGAAUUUGGAAUGCCAGGCAGACCCGGUCGCCCAGGUGUGAACGGAUACAAAGGAGAGAAGGGAGAACCAUCGUCAGGCUCUGGAUAUGGUUACCCAGGUCCCCCCGGUCCCCCAGGACCCCCUGGUCCCCCCGGUCCUGCUGUGCCCUUGGACAGAUUUGGAAGAUAUGAAGAUUAUUCAAGGCAAUACCCAGCUACGAAAGGAGAUAAAGGAGACCAGGGAGCUCCUGGGAUUCCCGGAUCACCAGGCUUUUCCUCAAACCUUGAUAUCUAUGCCCUCAAGAAUGAGAUGAAGGGCGAGCAAGGUGAUUCCGGUCUUAAAGGAGAGAAAGGAGAGCCAGGAGGUGGAUUUUAUGACCCUCGUUUUGGAGCCGGACAGGGACCGCCAGGAAACCCAGGUCUUCCUGGACCUAAAGGAGACUCGAUCAGAGGUCCCCCUGGACCGCAGGGUCCACCAGGACCACCUGGGGUUGGUUAUGAUGGUCGUCCAGGAAACCCUGGACCUCCGGGACCCCCUGGCCCUCCGGGGUCACCGUCAUUGCCAGGAGCCUACAGACCACCACUCAGUAUUCCCGGGCCUCCAGGUCCCCCCGGCUCACCUGGAAUUCCUGGCACUGGAUCUGGGGUGACUGUCAUGAGAUCUUAUGACAUAAUGUUUGCGACGGCACGCAGACAGACAGAAGGUGCUCUGAUUUACAUUUUAGACCGAAGCGAUCUCUACCUCAGAGUUCGGGAUGGUGUCAGACAAGUGAUGCUUGGAGAUUAUAAACCCUUCUAUGGAGAGCUGGACAAUGAGGUGGCAGCGGUCCAGCCGCCCCCUGUUGUUCACUAUUCCCAGGACCACACAGCCAACAAUGGAGCGGAGCAGAUUUCUCCACCGCACCAGCCGAUUGAGUUUCCAAGGAGUGAGCCAGAGAAUAGAAACCCCAAUCCACCUGACUCCCGUUACCCAGAUCCACGAUACCCACCUUACACUGAUAACAGGUACAAUCCUGUACAACCAGAAAUCAGAUACCCUGUUCAACCUGGGAGGAACCCUAUCACUCCAGCCCGCCGUCCCAGCCCCCCUGUCAAUCAACCAGAAGGCCACACCCACACUUCCGGACCGGGGUUGCAUCUUAUUGCCUUGAAUUCUCCACAAGUGGGGAACAUGAGAGGCAUUCGUGGGGCAGACUUCCUGUGUUUCCAGCAAGCUCGGGCCGUGGGGAUGAAGGGAACAUUCAGAGCCUUCUUGUCUUCCAAACUUCAGGAUCUCUACAGUAUCGUCCGCAAGUCCGACAGAGAGACGUUACCAAUUGUUAACCUCAAGGAUCAAGUCCUUUUCAGAAGCUGGGAGUCUCUCUUCAGUGACUCCGAGAGCAGGAUGAAGGACAAUGCUCCUAUGUACUCCUUUGAUGGCAGAGAUGUCCUGAGGGACAGUGCCUGGCCAGAGAAGAUGAUCUGGCACGGGUCCAGUGGCAGGGGUCACAGGCAGACGGAUAACUACUGCGAGACGUGGCGGGCCGGAGACCGUGCAGUGACAGGUUUGGCCUCAUCUCUGCAGGCUGGCCAACUCCUCCAGCAGACCUCCAGCAGCUGCUCCAGCUCCUUCAUCGUGCUGUGCAUCGAGAACAGCUACAUGGCUCAAUCCAAGAAAUAAAGCCGUCCAAAAGAGCUUUUGAACACUCAACAGAACAGUUUAUACAGGCGCUGUUUCACUCCAGUAGAUUCCUGUAUCUAAUAAAUGGAGAUUUUUUUUUUUUUAAAGAACUGAGUCUGCCUUAAGGAGAAUUUGCCAGUCAUUUAUUCCCUCACCGUAACGCCAAAGAAGCUGGUUGAACGUGGAGGUGUUUGCUCUCUCUCAGGGCAUUGGCACAUAUUUUUCAGGGGGUUAAACCAGAGAAGUGAGGCCAACUAAGGCAGUGUUUUUAACUGUAUCCAUAUAAAAUUUUGUAUAUGAAUUGUUUGUCAUCUGUGUUGUUGUUUUUGGAUUUUUUGAAGAUGUCUUAAUUGGUAUAUUUAACCAAUUUUACCUAUAUUGUUUGUGUAACUUUUUUUCCUCCCCGCUUGCCUGUACCGAUUCAAUUUUCAUCCAAGGUUUGUUGGAUACUGAGGGGCAGACCUUAUAGUUUAAGGUUUUAAAAAGAGAAAAUAUUUAUUUUGCAAUAAAGAGAGCUAAAAUAUGAUUUGAAACUAUUAAAAUAGAAUACUUUUUUCUAUUUUAGUAAGCACCUUUUUUUUUACAUACUUCCACAGAUAAAAGUGCAAGACUGAAAUAGUUAAUUGUUGCUAAAAAUGGUCGCUCUCUCGAAAAAAGCUCCAGUGGGCAAAGAGAAGAUGCCUUGAAUAAUUCAAUACUUGUCACUCAAGAGUUUUUGUACAACAAAAUUAUUUGGAAAAACUUCUGUUGCAUCUAUGGGAUCACUUUGUGUGUGUGUGUGUGUGUGUGUUUUUUUUCUUUCUUUUCUUUUGUGAUUAAUGUGAAAUUACACUACAUUCUUCUUAGUGUCAUUGCUUGUUUUACUCUUCUGGUUGAUUCCAGAAGUUUUGAUAAAGCAAAGUGGAUGAUUUUUGUAACAAUUGACAAAUAUUCAUGAAAAAAAAAAUUUUACUCAAAAAUAGCGGUUACAUGUCCCAUAAUUCAUUGGACAUAUGAAUUGCAUUUCACUGAUGAAACAGGUGCUGACAGUGUUGUUCGAGAGAGACAAAUGUGUUUUAUGAAGACACUUUAUCCUCUAUCCAUAUGGAAUUUCAGACACCUAAUCCACUAUAGUGCUACUGAUGUGUUCAGUACAACCCUGUGGGCUUUUUUUUUUACCAGUAUGUGCUGUACCAUGUCUCAGAGGCACUGAAUAAAUGAUUUUUUUUUUUUUUUUUUUUUAGUUUGCCACAAUCAUUUUGGCACAACUUUUUGUGUAUUAAAAUCCUUUCCUUAACCUGACCUGUCUGCACAUAGCUUAGACUAUGUUGUCUGUUCAUGCACAAUAUUAACAUUAGAUAUCAUUCACAAGCCAUUCCAUAUCAUGAAUGUGUUUACUGUUCACUGACUGAUUGAUUAAAAAAUAAAGGAUUUUUUUUCUCUCACUA
Messenger RNA from Pimephales promelas (fathead minnow), 5948 nucleotides. Lineage: Eukaryota; Metazoa; Chordata; Actinopteri; Cypriniformes; Leuciscidae. The record is from RefSeq and is a predicted model, not a curated record.